Lottia gigantea (owl limpet) is the source of this 1656-nucleotide messenger RNA. RefSeq lists its product as hypothetical. Bases 16 to 1656 code for a protein of 546 amino acids. NCBI's taxonomy places the organism in Eukaryota, Metazoa, Mollusca, Gastropoda, Lottiidae. The transcript is spliced from 5 exons. The record is from RefSeq and is a predicted model, not a curated record.
UGAUUUUACAAAUAUAUGUGUAUGUACAUAGGAUUGAGAGUUGUAAAGAUGACUCCUGUAAAAUGGUGUUUUCUGCUGGUGUGUAUUGGACUUGUUGAAAGUAACUGGAAAGAUAUCUUACCCUGGAAUACAAAAUCAACAAUACUGGAUUUACAUCAAGACUUUGACAUCCAGACUAUAAACGACAAUCCAGUACCAAUUUAUCGAAAAGAUUUAAAUGAAAAUUAUGCUGCGUACUGGUUGAUCGAAUAUAACGAUGGGGAAUUUAUGAUUCUGUCUUCAGGUCCAGAAACAGGUGAUUAUAGGUUAGUAAUGAAGGGAGAAUACUCGCCAUUGGUGGAUCUGAAUGAAUUCGUUAGGAGGAAAGACUCAACAUGUAAGAAGUAUUAUAUGAUGUCACCGACUCCGGGAUUUCUCCUUGGUUGUGAAGAUGAGAAAGGAAAUCUUUUCUGUCAAGAGAAGGAAGUGAUAACUCAGCUGGAUAAAUUAAAAGUGAUAUGGGCUGAACAGCGAAAAGAUGUGAAGAAGGCCGGAGUUUGGACUUUGUCCAGCCUGUAUACAGAUGAUGGUGCCACCCAUUAUCAUCUUCUAAAACCAGGCCAUACCAAACACAUUAUGAUAGGUGACUACGAUUCGGGCGAUAUUGAAACACAGGCUUCUAAGAACUAUAACUCUCAGAAAUAUGUCUGUGAUAUUUUAGACGUCUGCUUGGCCGACAACAUCAAUCGAAUUGAUCGACAGAAGGUAAAGGUGACAAAGUAUGGACAAAGGCAUAUUGAAUUGAUCGUCCCACACGAAACUCCUGCGUUUUCAGGCGAAGAUGUGAUAUAUAUGGAUAUAAGCACUAGGACCGGAAGUUCGAUUCAGACGACAAAAGUGGCCAUUGAUCUGGUAAAACGCGUGAAACGAUCAGUCCCAGGUAACCAGUCCUAUUCAAUUGAUGAUGAGGAUCUAUUUCCCGAUUACGAUCAACACAAGAUACAAACAUGCCGUAAGAUGAUAUUUUUCAAAUAUUGUCGUAAACGGUUUGUGGGGUGCGGUCCAGUCUCAUGGGCUAUGAUAUUGGGUUAUUACGACCGGCGUUCACACAACGACCCAUACAAAUACGGAAAUGGAAGCCAGAAUCUCUUCACGUGCGGUUCUACGGGAAUGGGGGGCAACAGCUCGUGCGUGGCACCUGGUUUGGAAACAAACGAAACAAAGAAAUACGUAGAAAAGCUUGGGGAAUUUUUAGGUACUUUCUGGCUUUUUGGACAAGGUGCAACAACCGCGAGAGGCAUGAAGAAGAUCGAAACCUUUUUUACCGAAUAUCAGUUAUCAGGCAAACAAGAGGUUAUCACACAUAGCAAUGGGUUUUGGAGUUUGAUUGGUAACUAUAACGACGAAAUCAGAGACAAGGCUAUGGAAUAUAUUCGAGAAGGGUGGCCCGUGGUAAUUGGAAUGCGAAUAAAGGGGUCAAGAUUUGGACAGCACUAUCCAGUAGCGACCAAAUACCAACAAAGAGCUUUCCCAAGCCUGAAAUGUAAGAAGCUAUUCAACGAUUGUGAAGAAGGCUUGCUUGUUGAAAGGGAAUUUUACGUUCAUUGGGGCUGGGGAUAUAAUUCUAGAAACUGGAUACCGGCGAAGGUUUUCUUUGCUGGGAUAGCCAAGUAUUAA